CGUUCGGUUCGGGGCAUCGGGUGGCGGCACCCCGAGCCGCCGGCCGAACGCUUCGUCACCAGCCGGCGCCGCCUCAUGCACGCGCAGCCACAGGCCACGGCCGCGCGCUGCCGGCGAGAGAAUAUAUAAGGGCCACUGCUCUGCGCAGCCUCGCCUUCCAUUUUUAUUCUCAGCUCGCCGCUCGGCUCGCGCAGGGCCCGUUCCGUGAUCGAGCGAGCGAGCCUAGCCUACGACGACGACCUGCACGAGAAAAAAAAGGAGAGGAAACCAGGGCGAGUUCUCGGAUCGGGCGACGGCGACGCCAUUGGCUGGCUGGCUGGCUAGUCGUUCCGGCCUUUUGCAUCCUCACGCUAGCUUGCCGAGACACAGUAAACUAGUUGGGUGCACGGUUGCUUUGCGUGAGCGCGCGGCACGGCACAGCAGGCCGGCCGGGGCAUGAAGGGCGGCGCGGGAGACAAGGCCGGGAGGGGCGGCGGCAGGCUGCCGCAGCAGGCGCCGCCGCCGCUGCGGCUCGAGUCGCGGCGGUUCAGGCUGCUGUCCAUCGUCGUCGGGUGCUUCGUCUUCUGCCUCGUCUUCCUCCUCUCUUCCCGCCCCGACGCCACCGCCUUCGACACCGUGAGCCCCAGGGCGUCGCUGGAGGGCGCGCGCCGCCGGCCGGCCGCCGUCAAGACACUGCGAACCGCCUCCUCCGCCGGCUUCGGUGGGGAUUUUCAUGUGGACAUCCUGCCGCAGCAGCAGGGGGGCAGCGCCGAGCAGGGCGGCGACAAGACGGCCACAGAAUGGGUCAGGGACACGGUGAUCGUGGAGGAGAGGAGCGACGCCGAGGUCAGCGAGGCCGAGCCGGAGGAGGCCGAGCGCGACCGCAACGGCAAUGCCGCUGCCGCCGUCGCCUCCAACUCCGACGACCAGCCAGCGCCAGCUGUCGAGACGAAGCAGGCCCAAGACGACGCCGUGGUGACCACGGCCGCCGCCGCGACGACCACCGCGCAACCCGCUACGGAGAAGACGGCGACUGAGACCGACCGGCCAGAGGAGAAGGCGCGAGCUGCCGGCGGUCAGAGCAAGCUCCAGGAGCAGCCAGCUCAGCAGCGGCAAGAGGAGCGCCACGAGCCAGCACAAUCCGGCGGCGGGGACCACCACCAGCGGCCGCCGCUGUGCGACUUCUCCGACUUCCGCAGCGACAUCUGCGACCUCGCCGGCGACAUCCGCCUGGACGCCAACGCGUCGGCGUUCGUCGUCGUCGACCCGGCGAUCGGGGCCAGUGACGGAGGCCAGUUGCAUAAGGUCCGGCCGUACCCGCGGAAGGGCGACGAGACGUGCAUGGGCCGGAUCACGGAGAUCACGGUGCGUUCGACGGGCGACGACGCGGCGCGGUGCACGCGGGCGCACUCCGCGCCAGCGGUGGUGUUCUCCAUCGGCGGGUACACGGGCAACAUCUUCCACGACUUCUCCGACGUGCUCGUCCCGCUGUUCAACACGGCGCACCGUUACGGCGGCGACGUGCAGCUGGUGAUGGCGAACGUGGCGUCAUGGUGGCUGGUCAAGUACGACAAGCUCCUCCGCGAGCUGUCGCGCCACGCGCCGCUGGACCUCGCCAAGGCCGGGGCCGCCGGCGAGGUCCACUGCUUCGGGCACGCCACCGUGAGCCUGCGCGCGCACAAGGAGCUCAUCAUCGAGCGGGAGCGCAGCAUCGACGGGCUCGCGACGCCGGACUUCACGCGGUUCAUCCGGCGCGCGCUCUCGCUGCCCCGCGACGCGCCGACCCGGCUCGGCGACGGCACGGGCCGGAAGCCCCGGCUGCUUAUCAUCUCCCGCCACCGCACGCGGCUGCUCCUGAACAUCGACGCCGUGAUCAGGGCGGCGGAGGAGGUCGGGUUCGAGGCCGUGGUGAACGAGUCCGACGUGGGCAACGACAUCUCGGAGGUCGGGGCGCUGAUCAACUCGUGCGACGCGCUGCUGGGGGUGCACGGCGCCGGGCUGACCAACAUGAUGUUCCUGCCGCCGGGCGCGACGCUGGUGCAGAUCGUGCCGUGGGGAGGGCUGCAGUGGAUGGCGCGGGCGGACUACGGCGACCCGGCGGAGGCGAUGGGGCUCAGGUACGUGCAGUACGAGGUGGCCGUCGGCGAGACCACGCUCAAGGACAAGUUCCCGGCGGGGCACGAGAUCUUCACCAACCCGACGGCGCUGCACAAGAAGGGGUUCGGGUUCAUCAGGCAGACGCUCAUGGACGGCCAGGACAUCACCGUCGACGUCGGCAGGUUCAGGGAGGUGCUGCUCCAGGUGCUCAACAACCUCGCCCAGUAGAGAGCUAGCCGGCCGGCUUCCUGCGUGCCGAUCGAGUACAGAGCUACACAGUAUAUACACUACAGCCAUGUAUACGUACAUUUAUUUAGUUGGAGCAUGUAUCAUUACGGAUGUACACUUUUGUGAAUCUUUGUUUUUUUUUUGCUCGAAAAAGAUUACCGCGAGACCUUUGUGGUCACCACAUCACAUGGAGGCUUGUUACAGUGGAAGAGGGAGGUAGACCUUGUUUUGGGUGGAUACCAUUUUAGCACUGGAUUUGUCCCCAUUUUUAGAUUAAGGAAUGCAUUUAUUAUGGCCUCUUACGAAGCA
Messenger RNA from Setaria italica (foxtail millet), 2613 nucleotides. RefSeq lists its product as uncharacterized. The transcript has 7 exons. NCBI's taxonomy places the organism in Eukaryota, Viridiplantae, Streptophyta, Magnoliopsida, Poales, Poaceae. Gene Ontology annotation, molecular function: glycosyltransferase activity. Bases 436 to 2304 code for a protein of 622 amino acids. The record is from RefSeq and is a predicted model, not a curated record.